AUGUGCCACACCAGCUGCUCCUCAGGCUGCCAGCCGGCCUGUUGCCUGCCCAGCCCCUGCCAGGCGACCUGCUGCGUGCCCGUGAGCUGCAGGCCCACUGUGUGUGUGCCCGUGAGCUGCAGGCCCAUCGUGUGUGUGGCCCCCUCCUGCCAGUCCUCCGUGUGCCUUCCCGUGAGCUGCCGACCUUCUGUGUGUGUGGCCCCCUGCUGCCAGUCCUCGGGGUGCUGCCAGCCCCCCUGCCCCCYGCUCCUCUGCAGACCCGUCUCCUGUAGCACCCCCGCCUGCUGCUGA
Messenger RNA from Urocitellus parryii (Arctic ground squirrel), 291 nucleotides. The record is from RefSeq and is a predicted model, not a curated record. Lineage: Eukaryota; Metazoa; Chordata; Mammalia; Rodentia; Sciuridae.